GUAAGGCUCAGUGAAUGAUACACAACUGAAAAUCAAACUGAAAGAAAGCACAAACAUAAUCUUCAUAAGAUGGGGUUUGUAAUGGGGAUUUCUACAUUUUCAUCUUCUUCACAACCCCAUUUCUUCUAUUCCCACCACAGAAAACCACAUGAGUUUGGUAAAAGAAGACGAAUUUACGCCUGUAUGCAACACCAUGACCCAAACGACGACGUUUCCUGCCACAGAAGAGCGUUUCUGUUCAUGGGUGUUGCUGUUCUUCCGUUUUUGAAUUUAAAGGCUAGAGCUUUUGAAAAUCUUGCUCCUGAUGAAUCCGAAAAUUCUGCAAGGGCACAAGAGCUUAAUCAAAUGGCAGAGGUACAAACUCAAAGCGAUGCAUCAUCAAAUCCCGUUCUUACCCUUUCGGGGUCACUUGGAAUACUUGCUUCAGGUGUGCUUGGUGCUUUUUAUGCAUUGGCUCAGAAAGAAAAAUCAGUCGACAUUGCAACAAUAGAAUCUAUGAAAAAUAAACUGGUGGAGAAGGAAGCUGCAAUCCUUUCAAUGCAGAAAAGCUUCGAGUCAAAACUACAGAAAGAAAAAGAAGCGAUAAACGAGCAAAUUAAAAAUUCAAAUCAAGAAAAACAAUCAUUAAUGGGUCAAAUAAGUUCAGCAAACACUACGAUUAAUGGGUUAGGACAAGAGCUUCGGAAAGAGAAAAAAAUCAUUCAAGAUCUUCAAACUCAGAUUGACGGUCUUACGGUUGACUUAAAAAAAGCUUCAGAUGAUAAAGAAGCCCUGAAAAUUCAGUUAAACGAUAAGCUUUCUUCUAUUGAAGGUUUACAAGAACGGAUAAACUUGCUUAACUCCGAGAUUAAAGAUAAAAAAGACAAUCUGGCAAAUGUCCGUUCUGCCCUUGCGGUUAAAGAAUCCGAGUUCAAGAAACUGAAUUCUAGUUAUGAAGAAACACGCGCAGAGUUGACCAGGUCAAAGUCAGAGAUUGAAGGACUAAGACAAGAAAUCUCGAAACUUGAGAACGAGUUAGAAUUGAAAAGUUCGAAUCUUGAUGAUUUGAACGCAGAAAUUCGGUCUUUACGUGAAGAAAAAGACGUUAUUUUCAAGGAAUUGGAAUCUGUUAAAAACGAGUACAACGAGUUGAAGAUUUCGUCAGAAAAGCAAGCGGAAUCUGAUGCUACGCGUUUGGUAGAAAGCGGGAAGAAAAUCGACGAGCUUAAAGAAAGGCUUGAGUUCACGUUGACCGAAGUGGUCAAAAACGAAGAAUUAGUCAACUCGUUGACUAAUGAAGGAGACAGUUUAAGGAAGACGUUGGAUAUUGAAGUCAGAAACGUUAAUAGCCUUGAAAAUGAGCUUCAGACCGUACAGAAAACAUUAGAGGACACGAGAAACGAGGCUGCUGAGCUGGCGGGACUUCUUGAGCGUUCUAAGAAUACAUGCAAGAGUCUCGAGGAAGAACUUUCUGGAGUUCUAACCAAAUAUUCUGAAUCUAAAAUCGAGUUACAGAAAAACAUUGAAGAAUUGAAAGAUACGGUUGAAACGCUGACUAACGAGCUCGGGUCAACCAAAGACGAUUAUGAAAAAACAAAGGAGGAACUAAACCGGGUAUCCGUAGAACUUCAAGAAAUAUCAGAAAACCGUGACAAUUUACGUAAAGAGCUCGUCGAGACGUAUAAAAAGCUUGAAAACGCAACUCACGAGCUUGAACAACAGGAGAAAAACACUGCGUCUUUGACCAAAGAAGUCAACUCACUAAAAGCCGAGAUCUUGGAAGACAAAGAGUCAAGAAAGUCAUUAGAAAGCAAUUUAGAAGACGCCACAAAAGCACUCGACGAAACCAACCAAAACACCAAGAUUCUAUCACAGGAAUUGGAGGUUUCAAAAAACACGAUUUCCGUGCUAGAAGACGAAAAAGAAGUUCUGUACAAAUCUGUCGACGAACAGAAACAGGCGAUUCAAGUAGCCCGAGAAAACAUGGAGGAUGCGCAUAAUGCGAUUUUGAAAUUGGGAAAAGAAAAGGAGAGUUUGGAGAAAAAAGUAAGCAAACUCGAGAAGGAAUUAGCGGUUGCAAAAGGCGAGAUUUUACAGUUAAGAACCGUAAAGAAUACAUCGGAAACUGCCCAGAAGAAGGAAAACGAGAAUGGAAGUGAAGAAAACGCGGAAAAGGUGAAUGAGAAUGGAAGUGAAGAUGAGAAAGAAACUGUAACUGUGAAGAAAGUUAGGAGGAGGAAAAGGGUUGUAUCACAACAGGAAGAAUCUUGAUGAAUUGUGGGUUUGAGGGAGGUGUUUGUAAUAUUCUAUUUUUAGAGGGUAGAUUGUAGAGGUAGAGUUUGAAACUCCCAGCACAACUUUUGUUAUAAAAAAAAUAAAAAAAGAUUUAAUUGUAACUUUCAGCGGAACUUUUGUUAUAAAAAAAUGAGUUAAAUGUCAUUUUAGUCUCGGUGGUUUGA
Molecule: messenger RNA, 2438 nt
Organism: Helianthus annuus (common sunflower)
Lineage: Eukaryota; Viridiplantae; Streptophyta; Magnoliopsida; Asterales; Asteraceae
Product: MAR-binding filament-like protein 1-1
Exons: 4
Coding region: 70-2250 (726 amino acids)
Biological process (GO): mitotic chromosome condensation
Cellular component (GO): condensin complex; condensed chromosome; chromatin
Molecular function (GO): chromatin binding
Source: RefSeq, a predicted model, not a curated record